AUGACGUUGAACGAAGCCACGUGGAUGUCGCUGGACAUUUCCCCUGACGGAAAAACAGUGGUUCUCGAAGUGCUUGGAGAUCUGUAUCUGUUACCCGUCGAGGGCGGCACAGCUACACCGCUCGAGGUAGGUCUGCAUUUCGACAGUCAGCCGCAAUAUUCACCUGACGGAAAGUCUCUGGUUUUCAUCAGUGACCGUGAUGGCUCUGAAGAAGUCUGGGUGCUCGAUCUCGAGCAAGACUCAGCACGACAGUUGACCACCAGCAACGAUCGACUGGAGUACGCCUCUCCCACCUGGUCACCGGACGGCAGGCAUGUGCUGGUUUCCAGAAGCACUUUUGAUGUUGGAACGUUUGAGUUGUGGGCUUUUCCUAUCGACGGUGGAUCAGGCGUGCAGAUCACCAAAGCUAAACCCAAGUCGGAUACGCCGCGGGCGCAAAGACACAAUGCGCUCGGGGCGGUUUACGACCCAAGUGGUCGUUAUCUGUAUUACGCCCGCAAAACAGGGGGGUUUGGCUACAACAUGGGUUUCCCACUGUGGCAGAUAGCACGAAAAGAUCUGCAGACCGGUGCGGAAGACAUCAUUACCGCUGCGCAGGGCAGUGCAAUCCGCCCGAUUCUGUCUCCCGACGGGCAACAUCUGGUGUACGGUACGCGUCACGAACAGCAGACGGGCCUGCGUAUACGUAACCUUGUCAGUGGUGCAGACAGCUGGCUGGCUUAUCCUGUUGUUCGGGAUGAACAGGAAUCGAGGUUUACCCGGGACCUUCUGCCUGGCUACGCGUUUACGCCGGAUGGUCUGGCUGUGCUCGCUCAGAGAGACGGCAAACUUUUACGAAUUGAUCUUCAGGACCGCUCUACCAGCACCAUUGAUUUUGAAAUCAAUGUUGAAAAGGAAAUUGUCGAACGGUUGGCGUUCAGUUACCGAGCCGGCAUGGGUCCGGUAAAAGCGCGCAUUUUGUCUGACGCGGCUGUCGCACCGGAUGGCAGCGCUGUGGCUUUUUCCGCCUUCGCGAGGAUUUAUGUGUAUCGCUUCAGGAGCGGUAAGGUCGAAGCGGUCACGCCCCAGGGCCUGAUUGCGGCCAUGCCAGCCUGGUCGCCGGACAGUGCUUUUCUAGCCUACGUAUCCUGGGCUGACGAUGGUGGCCAUAUUUACCGCACCCGGCCUCGGGCAGGUGGUAAACAAAGACAACUCACACGCGAUCCGGGCUUCUAUUCCUCACCUGUCUGGUCCGCCGACGGUAAACGGAUUGUUGCAAUGCGCAGUUCGAGUCAGGAGCGUCAGGUCAGAGCCAGUCAGAUCGGACCAGGCGCUGCCGCAGAUAUUGUUUGGCUGGACAGUAAAGGCGGUCCAACUCAUCUGGUGACACCGGGCCGCGGUUACGAUCGACCUCAUUUUGGACCCGAGCCGGAUCGGAUUUAUCUGCAGACCAGCCGACCUCCGUCGCCGGGUAAGUCUCGAGCCGGAUUAGUCUCUCUGCGGUUUGAUGGCACGGAUCGUCGCGAUGUUCUGGCAGUCAGUGGCCCGGGUGUCUUUAAUCGAGGAGAAGAUGUAGGCGCGGAGAUGAUGCAGAUCUCACCUGACGGCGGGUAUGUUCUGUUCAAACAAGCCGGCCAGGUUUACGUGGUGCAGUUGCUGGCUUAUGUCCCGCUGCAGAAGAUCUCGCUCAACAAACCCCAGUUACCCCUGGUGAAAUUAACGGAUGUGGGCGCUGAUUUUAUUGGUUGGGCUGAUGCUGGCAACGCGGUGUAUUGGAGUGUCGGUAAUCGUCUGUAUCAACGCAGUCUUGCAUCCCUUGAAUUCCGGCAGGAGACCCCUGAAGAAGACUCAGCAGGUGAACCCUCUGAGUCUGCUGAGGCAAAUAACGAAGCCAAUGUCCUGCUUGAAGAACAUAGUGCAGUUGAGCAGACCGAUAUAGACGUGUAUCUACCUCGCUAUAAACCCGAUGGCAUGAUUGCGCUGACGGAUGCCACAGUUAUCAGUUUGGGUCCCGCGGGCGUCAUGGACGAUGCGGUUGUGCUGAUUGAGGGUGACCGAAUUGUCAGCGUGGGUAACCGUGCGCAGAUCGACGUGCCUGAUGAAGCCAGCACUGUCAGUCUCAACGGUCGCUAUAUUCUGCCGGGAUUUGUUAACACCCAUGCUCAUUUUCGCAGUGCCCGAGGCGUGCCCACCCGGUCUAAUGCUUCAUUUCUGGCGAGCCUGGCAUAUGGCGUGACGACAGCUAUUGAUGUUCAGCCUGCCACGGUUGAUCUGUUAACCGAUCAGGAUCGUGUUGAUGCAGGUCUGAUGAUGGGUCCGCGGGCCUUCACUACAGGCCCGGGUAUUUUCAGUGAUAACAACUUUUCUUCCAAAUCCCAUGCGCUUGCGGUGUUACAGCGAUACAAAGAUCUCUAUCGGGUGAAUAACAUAAAAGCCUACGUGUCCGGUUCCCGCAAGCAGCGACAAUGGUUGAUUCAGGCAGCACGCGAUUUAAAGCUGAUGCCCACGACAGAAGGUUACCUCGACAUGAAGGUUGAUCUGACCCAUGUCCUGGAUGGUUUCAGUGGUUUGGAACACAACUUCCCACUGCCCACGUUAUACGAUGACGUGGUGAAGCUGACGGCAGCAUCGCAGAUUGCCUAUACACCUGCAUUGCUGGUCAACUACGGUGGACCCUCCGCGGAAAACUGGUUCUAUACCCAACGCUCACCCCACGAUGAUGCCAAGUUGCGCCGUUUUACGCCUUACCGGGAUCUCGCCGCGCGCACCUUGCGCCGCAGCUGGUUUCACGAACGUGAAUACAUCUUUGCCGAAGCCGCCCGAUCAUCGCGUAAGAUUUAUGAGGCAGGUGGGCAGGUAGGUAUUGGCGGACACGGUCAGCUGCAGGGGCUGGGGUAUCAUUGGGAACUCUGGGCAAUGGCCACUGGCGGUUACACUAAUGUGCAGACGCUGCAGCUGGCUACCAUUGGUGGUGCUCGUAUGUUGGGUCUCGGGCAGGAUCUGGGUUCCAUUGAAGAGGGUAAGCUGGCAGACCUGUUGGUUCUGGAUCAGGAUCCACGAACCGACUUAAAACAUACUACAGCGCUAAACUAUGUCAUGAAGGGAGGGGUGCUCUAUGAGGCAGAUACCCUCAACCAGGUCUGGCCAGAAGAAAAGGUCCUGCCGGAGCAAUGGUGGUGGCAGUCCGAAGACUUUUAUACCCUGCGAGGGCAGAAAAUGCUGGCUUCGGCGGGGCAGGAGUCUGACGUCGGAGGCGCAGUGGACGCCUGCCUGCAACAGGGCGUAGAGCCGGUGCCGAUAUUAUUUGCAUCCACCCAGCCUUCGGGCACGGUGGCGCGCGCGGCUUACGAAGAUUUCAAGGAAGAAAUACUUGCCGGCCUGGCCGCGGCCGGCCCACUUGAUGGCUGCGUGCUGUUGCUGCAUGGCGCCGGCGUGGUUGAUGGCAUAGAGGACCUGGAGGGAGAUCUGGCCCACGCGGUGCGUGGUGUGCUUGGUAAUAUUCCGAUAACCGCUUCUUUUGAUCUGCACGGUAAUGCCACCCAGUUUAUGGCAGACCAGCUGAACGGCAUUUUUGCCUGUCGCGAGUAUCCGCACAUCGAUUUACAUCUUCGCGCCGCAGAUGCUGUUGAAGCUAUCCGAGAAAUGCAUGAACGUGGCGUUAAUGCGGCAUGUCACCUCGUAGCACUGCCUGUUUUAAUGCCUACUACAACCACCUUUGAAGGUGCUGGGAAGGAUACCCUGGCAGAGUUGCUUGAGCUGCAAAGCCGUACACCCUGUAUAGAUCUGAGCUGGUUCCACGGCUUUCCGUAUACAGACGUAGCCCAUGUUGGCAGUUCUGUUGUAGCGACCUGUUAUCCGGAGCAGCUCGAACCGGCUAAAGCUGCAUUAGCCGAAUUUGCUCAACACCUCUGGGACAAUCGGGAACUGUUCCGCGCGCGCUCACUAAGUGCAGAGGAAGCCCUGGAAGAAGCCAAGCAGGUGGGUAGUUACCCAGUGGUGAUUCAUGAAACUUCAGACAAUUGUGGUGGCGGGACCCCUGGGGACGGUACCCAUCUGUUGCGGGCGAUGCUUGCUGACGGCUUAGGCAAAGAGGCCUGUUUCGCCUUUCUGGUGGAUCCGCAAACCGCCGCGCAGGCCCACAAAGCCGGCGUUGGCGCCACCCUGCAGAUCAAACUGGGUGGUAAAACCGACAAGCUGCAUGGUGAACCUAUAGAGGCCGCCGCGUACGUCAAAGCGCUACACGAUGGUCGCCUGAUCAUGCAGCAUAUGUUCCGGGGUGCACCGAUAAAUCUUGGUCUAAUGGCGCGUCUGGUGAUCGAUGAUAUGGAUGUUGUGGUUGCGUCCAAGCGCAGUCAGACCUUCGAUCGUGAACCCUUUCUAGCGGUGGGUAUUGAUGUACAUAAAUACAAGUACGUCGCGCUGAAAAGCAGUAACCACUUCCGCGCCGGAUUCCAACAUCUGGCAAGCCAGAUCGUUACCGCAGACACACCUGGUUUAACCACACAUCAGAUUGAGAUUUUUCCGCGUGUCGGUCCGGGGACGGGUAGUGCUCUGGUAAAAACCUUCUGUCAGGAUUAUGAGGUGGCUAUGCUGGCUCGCAGUGAACAGCGGCUGAUAGAUCUCAGUGCUGAACACGCCACAGCCCAUGCCUUCCCUUGUGAUGUGACAGAUACAGCCGCUCUGCAGGCAACCCUUGCAGAUGUUGUUAGGAAACUGGGCCCGCCGACAGUUGUUGUGCAUAACGCUGUCGGUGGCGCGUUUGGUAGUUUCAUGGAUAUUGAUCCUGAAGUGCUUAAUCAGAAUUUCCAGGUCAACACCAUGGCGCUUCUGCAUCUUGCGCGGCUGGUGGCGCCAGCGAUGGUGGCGGCGGGAGAGGGAGCCAUUGUUGUGACGGGCAACACGUCCGCUUACAGGGGGCUUGCUAACUUUGCCGGCUUUGCCCCGAGCAAAGCGGCCCAGCGCGUUCUGGCUGAAGCCAUAGCGCGUGACCUUGGCCCUAAGGGUGUGCAUGUCAGUUAUGUCGCCAUUGAUGCGGUGAUUGAUCUGCCGUGGACACGCAAGUUAUAUAAAGGCAAGCCUGAUGAGUUUUUCUGUAAACCUAUGGAUAUCGCUGCGGAGUGUUAUCGCAUGGCGCUGCAGCCGCGUGUGGUGUUCACCGUUGCCAGCAUAGUGAUGGCGAUCAGCAUUCUUGCGAUCCUGUUAUUGAUCGCCACUGCCAGAACACCUGAACAACUGUCGCGGGUUGCCACCGAUACUGCUUAUCUGGAAGAGGCAGCAAAUUCAAUUGCCCGUGGCAUUGAAGUGGGUAUUGCCCAACAUCAGGCUCUAGGGUCAGAUGUGCAACGGCUUGAUAACGCAUUGCAGCAGGGCAGUGACUCGCUUGCUCGUGCCCUUAACCAAACGUAUCAGCCGGUUGGCGUGCUCGCUCAGGCGCGCUGGUAUGUAAUUGACUGGCUGAAUCUCAUUGACGCCGGAGCCGGUCAGUUGAGCGCUGCAACUCUGGUGCUUGAUCAAAGCGAUCAGCUGCUGCAAUCCGUACAACAGCUGCGAGACGAAUUUGUAGCUUAUGGCGCAAACCAACAGGAACUGUUAGCCGCUGAAGCCGCUUACGCGACGCUGGCCAAUACGGCCGUUGGCGAGCUUCGAGAAAAAGGUGAUCAGAAUCGGGCGGAUAGCGUCUAUGUGAAUACCGAACAGGUGAAAACCCUACUGGCCAAUGGUCGAGUUGAAGACCUGAAUGGCGUGCUCACAUUGGUUGAUCAGCUGGAAGAAGUAGAAGCCAGUCUGGCGACCGAUCAGCGGGGUAACCUUCGUUCGCUGAUAAAUACUACCUACACAAUGAUUUCGCUACGCAGAGCGAUGAAUCAGGCCAUUGACGCCAUGCAGCAGGAUCUUGUGCUGUCUCAUCUGGAACAACUCAGCGAUACAACCACCAACGAUCAGCUCUAUGUGCUAAAUGCAGUCAACGAUGCUCGGGUAUUGCUCAAUGUUUACACCGUGUUGAUGCUUGCAGUUCUGGGCUUUUUUGGCCUACGCCUGGCAGCCAGUCACAGAGCGCUGAAUCGAUCCCAUGACGAUCUCGAAGUGAGGGUAGUCGAGCGUACCGCUGACCUGGCCCGUGCCAAUGAGAAUCUCCAGGAAAGUCAGGUGCAGCUGGUCCAGGCUGAGAAAAUGUCGAGUCUUGGUCAGCUGGUGGCUGGAGUGAUGCACGAAAUUAAUACACCCCUGCUGUAUGUGCUGAACAACACGUCAGUCACUGCCGAAGCGGUGGAAGACCUGGCUAAAUAUGUUGAGGCAACCAAGCCAAUUCUUGCAGCGCAGUCUUCAGAAGAAGGUAAGCAGGCAAUCAAGGCGCUGUUGUCACGGCGUAAUGAAUUUGAUCUGGAUGAAAUAGACGAAAACAUGCAGGAGGUCGAAUCUCUUGCCCAGGACAGCAUUGAUGGGCUGAACCAGAUCAGUGACCUGGUGCAGAGUCUGAAAGAUUUCUCCCGCCUUGAUCGCGUUGCAGAUGACACGUUUGAUGUCCGCGAAGGCAUAGAAAAGACGCUGACAAUUACCCGCAACCUUCUUAAACAGGGUGUUGAGGUGCAGAAGAAUUUCAGCGACGUUCCGGAAAUUUAUUGUUCACCGUCGCGUCUGAAUCAGGUGUUUAUCAAUAUCAUCACCAAUGCGGUGCAGGCUAUGGAUGGUCGCGGUGUGCUGAAGAUCAGUACCUCGUACAACCAGACUACCAAGGGCGACAGUGUUGAGAUUGUCUUUGAAGAUACUGGUUGUGGUAUUCCUCAGGAGCACCUGACCAAAAUCAUGGAUCCAUUUUUUACCACCAAGCCGGUUGGCGAAGGUACCGGUCUCGGAUUGUCGAUUGUGCGGCAGAUUGUAGAGCAGCACGAAGGAGGCAGCCUGAUGAAUAGCGUUUCCGCGCAAGCGGCCACCGGAACACCUCCGGUCAUCAUGUUCAUAGAUGACGAACAGCGUGUGCUGAAAUCCAUGCGCGCAAUGUUCCGCAGAGAUUACGAUGUUCUGCUGGCCAACUCCGGGGCCGAAGCCCUGCAGUUGUUGGCAUCACACAAUGUUGAAGUGGUGGUAUCAGACCAGCGCAUGCCGGAAAUGACCGGCGUAGAGGUGCUGGCCGAAAUUAAACAACGAUCGCCGGAAACAGUUCGAAUUCUGCUUACAGGCUAUGCCGACCUUGCAGCGGUGGAAGCUUCAAUCAAUGAAGCGGAAGUAUUCAGGUAUCUGAUGAAACCCUGUCCAGCAGACGAAGUGCGUGGCGCUGUACAGGCCGCUUUGGAUUUGCGUAAUGGUGCCGGGUCGGCCUCGCCGCUGGGUGAGAACGACAUUGUUUAUGUUGAAGACGAUGAAAGACCGGUCAGCAACGUGACGCCGAUUAACGCCAAAAGCAAAGCGGCGAUAGCGGCGCCUGAGAAACCCGCUGCUUCGCCUGCCGUCGCCGUUGAUAUUCUUGUUUUCAGUGAAGAUACAGCCCUGUUCAAAGGCAUCGCGGCCGCCAGUCCAAACCACCGGGUCCAUCAGGCUAAAAGUCAGACCCAGGUGCUGGGCAUGGUGCAGGAGCAUCCCAUCGGUGUGCUGGUUACAGAUGUUGGCGUUGAUGAAAAGGGUGUGGCGCAGCUGAGCCAGGCCGUGCGCGAGGUCACGCCGGAGAUUGUCAUCAUUCUCGCCAGUGAACGUUCGGAUGCAAAUCUUCUGAUACAGCUGAUAAAUUCAGGCCCCGGGCAGGUGCUAUCCGACCUGCCUGAGAUUCCCAGGUUUACGCUCACAACCGUAUCUGAUGUCACCGAGACAACCUGGAUUCAACGUGCUGAACAGGCUUACGCUGCGGGUCGGAUCACUCGACCAGAAGGUGAUAGCGCAUUGUUCUUCUACCAGAAAAUGCUGGCUCGAGACGCUGAAAAUUUGUCCGCGCUGGCAGGUAUCGAACGUAUUACCAGCUAUCUGAUUAAUGCCGCUGAAUCAGCGCUGUUGAAAGAGGAUUGGUCAGCUGCUGCAGACUGGGCCGCUCAAACACUAGCGAUUGAUGCAAACAACCUGGCUGCACGCUCAGUUGUUACCCGGGUAGAGCGUUUUGAACGGAUCAAAUGGCUGGGUGAUCGCGCAGUGGAUCAGAUUGCAGCCGGCAAUCUGACUAAACCUGAAGGCAACAAUGCGCUGGCAUCUUAUCGAGAAAUGCUCAGCAUGGAUCCCGCCAGCAUCGUUGCACAACAGGGCAUUGAGUCGGUUGCCCAACGUCUGGCCACUGUCGCUCAAACAGAAGCCUUUGCUGACAAUCAUGCGCGCGCCCGCGAGCUUAUUGCGCUGGCAAAAAGCAUUGCUCCAGAUGCCCCCGGUAUUGCGCAAACUGAGAAACUCACCUUGCAGUGGACUGAUAUGGUCAAAGAUCAGGCGGUCAAAGAAGACCUGCUUGCUGCUGCGAAGGCUAUGCAGGAGGGGCACCUCCUGGGUAUUCAUUCACCCACCGGGAUAGGUGCGCUUGAUCACUAUCAAUCAGUGUUGAAGAAAGACCCUAACUCCAGCGCCGCGCAGUCCGGGGUUAGCCUAGUGAUUGACGGGUUGUUGGAUCAGGCCUGGGCGCUCGCCCGCGAAGAGCGCCUUGCCGAGGCGGCUACGCUGGUCAGCCAGGCUGAGCAGGCAGGUGCAACUAAUUCCGAGUUACGUGGCAUAAAAUCGGAAUUGGAUUUCCUGCAGCGGCGGGCGACUGCCAGAGCGGGAAUUCACAGGGUGGUUGGGUCGAACUUCUGUUUACCGUGGAUGAAGAUGGCGGCGUGA
Molecule: messenger RNA, 8763 nt
Organism: Symbiodinium necroappetens
Lineage: Eukaryota; Dinophyceae; Suessiales; Symbiodiniaceae
Source: the annotation of a GenBank genome assembly